Molecule: messenger RNA, 2991 nt
Organism: Culex pipiens pallens (northern house mosquito)
Lineage: Eukaryota; Metazoa; Arthropoda; Insecta; Diptera; Culicidae
Exons: 3
Coding region: 46-2520 (824 amino acids)
Biological process (GO): regulation of DNA-templated transcription
Cellular component (GO): nucleus
Molecular function (GO): zinc ion binding; RNA polymerase II cis-regulatory region sequence-specific DNA binding; DNA-binding transcription factor activity, RNA polymerase II-specific
Source: RefSeq, a predicted model, not a curated record
AAAUUUCCUGCUGUCUGCUACGCUCUGAGCGCCGGGCGCGAAACAAUGCAGCAAAAGCUUCUGUUCCAGAGCUGCUGCCGGCUGUGUCUGGACGACACCAAGCAGCAGCAUGAAAUCGCCUCCGUCGAGAAGUUGGCCGAAACGUUGGAAAAGCUGUACGAUCUCAAGCUUGCCAAGGAUGACCGCUGCAGCAAGUACAUCUGCGUGGACUGCGAGCGGGAAGCGACCGAGACCGCCAAAUGGGUCGCGAUUCACGAAGAACUCAAGCAGCAAAUCCGCGCCAAUCAGGAGCGCUUCGCGGCGGAAAUGCUCGAACAGCUCGGUCCGGAACCGCCGUCGCCGAGACGUGCCUCGCCAUCGACGCGGUCUGCGCGACUUUCGCGACGAUCGACGCGGCGAAACGCAACGGACACCCCCGAGGAAGAGAUGGCCCAGCUGCAGGCCGACCAGAUAAAGGAGGAACCGCCGACGGUGGUGACGCGCGCCAGCCGGCGACGUUCGGGGACCAAGCAGGAGUGGGAACCACCGGGGUCGGAUCGGGACCAGUCAGACACGCCCACCAGCUCGAGCAGUUCGAGCGGGCCGAGCUCCGGGGACAACGAGGAGGACGACGCUUCGACGGCGGAAUCCGGGACGACCACGUCCUCGGAUACAGAUCUCAAGUGUCCGCGGUGUGACGCCACGUUCACCGAGCUGGCGGCGCUCGAGAAGCACAAGUGUAAGUUCGUAUGCAGCAUUUGCAGCGCCGUGUUGAAACAUAAAAAGUCGCUGAAGAAGCAUUUGAUGAGUACGCACAACGUGCGCGAGGAUCAGUGGGAGAGCUACUGGAAUCCGCCGCAGGAGGAUGACGGCGGGGGUAGCAAGGAGCAGAGUCUGCUGGUGGAAGGGAAGAAGCCGAGAAAGAGAUAUCGCUACGAGAGCGAUUCCCCCACGGACAUCGAGGACAACACCGGUGAAAAAUCCGGUAAAGAUGCCGCUUCUUCGGCUCCACGCCGUGAACUAUCUCCGAACGAUUUCGACGAGCUCCGGGACGAGCUGGUCAACAUUUACUGCAGCCUGUGCAACGAAUCGUUCAGCGGAGUGCACGACUGUCCGUUCGUGUGCGACAUUUGCGGCAACACGUUCGCCCAACCGAAGAACGUCCGCCGGCACAAGGUCAACGUGCACAAGCUGGAGCCGGACCAUCCGUCGUUGAUCAUCCGAAGACGAUCCACGUCGCGACCUCCGUCGAGGGCAGUUUCCGAGGCGGGAUCGGACGACGAUUUGCCGUUGGCGGCCGUGGCCAGUCGCAGUCGGUGCGAUUCUGUGGCGUCGGAUUGGAACGGCGGCAGCGGCGGCGGGAAGUUGUAUCGGUUCUUCUGUCCGGACUGUGACUACACCAACACACGCAGGUAUCGUGUCACUUCGCACAUGAAGGGCGUGCACGGCAUUCCGGCGGACCAGAUCGAUCUGGAAGCGAUCCAGAAAGAGUUUCUGGGGACGCGAGCAAAGACGCCGGAACCUCCCUCCCGGGCACGACACACACCAUCCGGUUCGCGAACCCCGGCCCGCUCGGAAAACGUCAUGACACCGUUCGACGAAGUCUUGGCCGCGGGAGGUACCGCUCCUCCACUGGAUCCGGCGCCGUUGGUUCCCGAAUCGGCCAUCUCCUUCCCGGUGGUGACCGUGCCGUCAUCCGGUUUUCCCCGGAACCGAUCGCGGUCAACCUACCAGGACGACAUGGACCGCAAGCGCAAGCGAUCCAUGUCGGCGUGCUCGAUGCGGGAACCACGCUCCAACCGUGCCAUCUCCGAGCGGAACGUCCUCGUGGCCAAGCGGCGUCUCACCAACGCAGAACUCCUCUCCCGCAUCAACACCAAGUUCCGCUCCACCGUGGCCAACAUCCAAGCCAACCGACUCCAAGUCCGCGCCCAGCUGUCCUGCGUCCCCGUCGGAACUCCCAUGGAACAACCGCUCCGUCCGCGAGUCUCCGCCUACCACGAGGAAGAACCCUGCACCAACAAGCGCCUCUUCCGGCGACGCGCCCCCGUCGGAAACGAACGCACCCAAGUGUCCCGUCUGCGUGCCAUCUUCCAAUCCCUGUGCGAUCGCGUCCCCGCAGCCUCCUCCGUCAGCUCAAUCGACGUGGACUCGCUCGUACUAGUCCCGAGUGACGUCCUACCUCCGGAAGAAGUCCCGUCCCAGUCUCAGCAACCGGAACCGGACAGCACCACGCCGGUUGUGGUGGCAGCGGCCCCCGAACCCAUGGACACGGAUGACAUCACGCCGCCGGUGGUGAUUGAACUGGCCGAGGAAGCGUCCGCGACGGAAGUGACCAGCCAGGAAGAAGAGGAAAUUUCCGAGGUGGUCGAAACGGUCGAGUUGACCGAGGAGCACAGUGAGGAGAUCAUCAGCGAAGUGCGGACCGAAGAUCGUGUCGAAGAAAUGGAAGUUGUAAACAGGGUUGCGGUCGAGCAGGUACGAGAGGGGCAGGAGGAGGACGACGACGGUGGCUGUGAGGAGGAAAUUUUACCGGAUUAACCGCGUAUUGACCAGACAAUUGUAGGAUAACGUUUGAGAUCUGUGUACUAGGAGGUAGUAUUUUCAGCUUGCAUCAAAAUUUGUACCGGGACGUUAUUAAUUACUUUGACUUUAUUUGAAAAUAGUUUGUAAGGCACAUUGAAAUCAUGGUUCAAACGCACUUUUCUUAACAAUUGAUGUUCCCAGUUGAAAUUUGAAACUUUUGCUUAAAUAAAUAAAAAAAUCUGACCCCGAUUGUUAACAAACUUCUUCAUCGAUUGAAUCAAGCGCGAAUUAAAAAAACUCAAAACCCUGGUGAGUAUUGAGAACUGGAAUCACUUGUGAAGUUUGUUUAAGUUCCAAAGAAAAUGAAUUCCGAAAAAAUAUAAAUAAAACAUGGAUACAAUUAAAAAGCAUUCCGAACAAUGGAACAAGGAACACUUCUCUGGUUGCGUCAAUUUUAUGAACAAUAAAUGGAUGUUAAAACGAAAA